AAGGGAAUAGAAUUCAAACGCGCAGAGAAAGAAACCAUCAGAAAACUCUAGAGAGAGACAGAGAGUAAAGCCUAGAGAUAGAGUGAAGGUUUUGCCAAGUCACGAUGAAAAAAUUUAUUGGGUUUUGGCGUGAGUGAAAAAGUUUCCCUAGGCAUAGAGGAUUGAUCGAUGCCAUUGUGUUUGUUUCCCAGGAAAAUUUUCGGUUGGUUUUAGUUGGGUGGGUGGGAAAAAGGGAAAGAUGUACGCAGGGUCCAUGAGAAAGUCCUUCAAGGAUUCUCUCAAAGUUCUUGAAGCCGAUAUUCAGCACGCCAAUACCCUAGCGUCUGAUUUUUCCAGGGAGUAUGAUGGUGCCUGUCUUCAAAUGAGAAUGUCCUACAGUCCGGCUGCACACCUGUUCCUUUUCCUAGUACAGUGGACAGACUGUCACCUUGCUGGUGCCCUUGGACUGCUGAGAAUUCUAAUUUACAAGGUUUAUGUUGAUGGCACCACAACAAUGUCUACCCAUGAAAGAAAAGCAAGUAUAAGAGAAUUCUAUGCGGUUAUUUAUCCCUCUUUAGUGCAACUUCAAAGUGGUGUUACUGAUACGGAAGACAAAAAGCAAAAAGCAGUAUGCAUGGAAAGGUACAGAAGAAGAGAUGAUGAAGAACACAAGCAGUAUUCGGAUAUAGACAUUGAAAGAGAUGAAGAAUGUGGAAUUUGCAUGGAAAUGAAUAGCAAGAUUGUCUUGCCCAACUGUAACCAUGCCAUGUGCUUGAAAUGCUACCGCGAGUGGCGUACAAGAUCUCAGUCAUGCCCCUUUUGCCGCGACAGUCUGAAGAGGGUGAACUCUGGUGAUCUCUGGGUAUUUAUGGACGGUAGGGAUGUAAUUGACAUGGCAAUGCUAACACGGGAGAAUCUUAGACGACUAUUCAUGUACAUAGAUAAGUUGCCUCUAGUUGUUCCCGAUACACUUUUCGAACCCUACGAUUCUCAUCUGAGGUAAGCGGUUGGUAUCACCAUCUGAAUCCACCAAUGUGGCCUGCAUCAUAUGACUUGUAUUUUCUUUCCUUUAUUUACAUAAUGACCAACAUUCAUUUGGUCAAUUUAGGUUAAAAACUGCAGUUGUUUUUCCCAGCCCUUCUGAUUAGAACGAACCCGGCCUGAGUUAUUGUGGGCAGGGGGUUUGAAGUGGAGGUAGUCUGACUGAGAAAGGGUUCAUAAAUGUAUUUAACCAAAUUGUACAUAUGUAUAGCUUGAACUUCGUUUAAAAAAAGCCAUGUUGGUUUCAAUGAAUGUUGUUUCCCACUA
Messenger RNA from Camellia sinensis, 1287 nucleotides. Its product is annotated as E3 ubiquitin-protein ligase AIRP2. NCBI's taxonomy places the organism in Eukaryota, Viridiplantae, Streptophyta, Magnoliopsida, Ericales, Theaceae. Gene Ontology annotation, biological process: protein ubiquitination. Gene Ontology annotation, molecular function: ubiquitin protein ligase activity. The record is from RefSeq and is a predicted model, not a curated record.